Messenger RNA from Malania oleifera, 3779 nucleotides. RefSeq names its product protein FAR1-RELATED SEQUENCE 5. The record is from RefSeq and is a predicted model, not a curated record. Gene Ontology annotation, molecular function: zinc ion binding. The transcript is spliced from 3 exons. NCBI's taxonomy places the organism in Eukaryota, Viridiplantae, Streptophyta, Magnoliopsida, Santalales, Ximeniaceae. Bases 305 to 2659 code for a protein of 784 amino acids. Gene Ontology annotation, biological process: regulation of DNA-templated transcription.
CCUAAACGGAACUAGUGCAGAGCGUCAGAACCCAGACCUGGAACUCGCGUGCCUCGACCAACGACUCCUUGCCACUUUAUCCGUCUCCGGCCAAAACUCCGGCCGCCAGCGAAUACUCCUUUGCCACUUGACGGAAUUGAAGGUGCUAGCUCGAGCUAUCGGAUCUCUCUUCUCGUCACCGCUGAUCACGAGCACUGUUUAGGCCAGUCGUCUGCUUCAAUGGACAGGGAUUGAAAUGCACAGGCUAAAUGCAAAGCAUAGUCAACACAGUGAAAUUGGAACCCCAAAUUGAAUUGAACUUAACAUGGAAAACGAGGUGAUUGAUUUUGAUAUUGGUUUGGGAGGUGGAGGGGGGCAAGAACAAUCAGGAGAAGAUGAUGGUUUGGACAUUGAGCACCCUAUUGAUGAUGAGGACAUGGAAGUGGUGGUGAGUCCUUUUGGUGGUGCUGGAGAAAUUUACAUUCCUGAAGGAGACCUAGAUCUUGAACCUUAUGAAGGAAUGGAGUUUGAGUCGGAAGAGGCUGCCAAAGCUUUUUACAAUUCAUAUGCUCGGCGCAUUGGGUUCAGCACUCGAGUCAGCUCUUCUCGUCGAUCGAGGCGGGAUGGUGCGAUCAUACAGAGAUCCUUUGUUUGCGCUAAAGAGGGCUUUAGAAACUUAAAUGAAAAGAGAACCAAGGAUAGAGAGAUUAAGCGCCCCCGGACCAUCACCAGAGUGGGGUGUAAGGCAUCCUUGUCAGUCAAGAUACAAGAUUCUGGGAAAUGGGUUGUUUCUGGGUUUGUAAAGGAACACAAUCAUGAACUGGUUCCUCCAGAUCAGGUGCAUUGUCUUCGCUCUCACAGGCAAAUCUCUGGUCCUGCUAAAACCUUGAUAGACACCUUGCAGGCAGCAGGUAUGGGUCCUCGUAGGAUAAUGUCUGCCUUAAUUAAAGAGUAUGGCGGAAUCAGCAAAGUUGGGUUUACAGAGGUAGACUGUAGGAACUACAUGAGAAAUAAUCGCCAGAGGAGCUUAGAAGGAGACAUCCAGCUCCUUCUGGAUUAUUUGAGGCAAAUGCAUGCUGAGAACCCUGCAUUCUUUUUUGCUGUUCAGGGCAAUGAGAGUCAGUGUACGGGCAAUGUCUUUUGGGCUGAUCCAAAGGCAAGGAUGAAUUACACUUACUUUGGUGAUACCGUUACAUUUGACACAACUUACAGGUCAAACAGGUACCGUUUGCCAUUUGCCCCCUUUACGGGGGUAAACCAUCAUGGACAGCCUGUGCUGUUUGGUUGUGCUUUCCUAAUAAAUGAAACUGAAGCAUCAUUCAUUUGGCUAUUUAAGACUUGGCUUGCCGCAAUGUCAGGUCAUCCGCCUGUAUCAAUUACCACUGAUCAUGAUGCAGUAAUACGGUCAGCCAUCAGGCAGGUAUUUCCAGACACCCGCCACCGUUUUUGCAAAUGGCACAUCUUCAAAAAAUGUCAGGAGAAGUUGUCCCAUGUCUUCCACCAACAUCCAAAUUUUGAAGCAGACUUUCACAAAAGUGUGAACUUGACUGAUUCAAUUGAGGAGUUUGAGUCUUGCUGGAUGUCACUUGUGGAUAGGUAUGGUCUCAGGGAUCAUGAGUGGCUUCAAACCAUAUACUCUGCUCGUAAGCAGUGGGUCCCUGUAUAUCUGAGAGACACAUUUUUCGCUGAGAUGUCUAUAACACAGCGCAGUGACAGUAUGAACUCUUACUUUGAUGGGUAUGUUAAUGCUUCUACUAAUUUAAAUCAGUUUUUUAAGCUGUAUGAGAAGGCAGUAGAGAGUCGCAAUGAGAAAGAAGUGAAGGCAGAUUAUAAUACAAUGAACACUACUCCAGUUCUGAAGACCCCAUCUCCAAUGGAGAAACAAGCUUCUGAGCUCUAUACAAGGAAAUUAUUUGUGAGAUUCCAGGAGGAGUUGGUUGGAACACUUACUUUCAUGGCAUCCAAAUCUGAUGAUGAUGGGGAGAUCACUACAUAUCAAGUAGCAAAAUAUGGUGAUGAUCACAAAUCUUACUAUGUUAAGUUCAAUGUUCUAGAGAUGAAAGCUACUUGUAGCUGCCAGAUGUUUGAGUUUUCGGGUCUUCUUUGCAGACAUGUAUUGGCAGUUUUUAGAGUGACAAAUGUUCUUACUCUUCCAUCCCAUUACAUUUUGAAAAGAUGGACAAGAAAUGCCAAGAGCAGUGUUAUAUUGGAAGAACCUGUCGGGGAUGUAUUGAAUAGUUAUCUGGAGUCUCACACUGUUCGAUACAAUACCCUUCGUCAUGAAGCUUUCAAAUUUGUAGAUGAAGGGGCAAAAUCUAUUGACACUUGCAACAUGGCAAUGACUGCUCUACAGGAGGCUGCAAACAGAGUUGCCUUUGCAACUAAGAAUGAGGGGAGAACUACCAUGGUUAAUGGGCGUAACAGGGAUAACUUGACUAGCAGUGGAGGCCAGUCAAGUUAUACUGGGGGUGAUCAUGAAGGGAGCUUGGCCCAACCUUUGUCUGAGGAUGAUAUGGACAAGAAAAUACAGGAACUUAGCUAUGAACUGGAAUGUGCAAAUCGUAAGUGUGAAGUUUAUCGAGCCAACCUGCUUUUAGUUUUGAAAGAUAUUGAGGAUCAUAAACAACAGCUAUCUAUUAAAGUGCAAAACGUAAAGCUUAGCAUGAAAGAUGGCUUUUAAAGGUGCAAUACAGUUUCAACAUGAAGUUUAUAUUUUAUUUUUUUUACUCUAUUUUUAUAUGUAUCUGUUCUUGUACAUGCCAAAGUUGUCCAUUCACUUUUGGAGCAAUGUAGAUGUUGGGAAGCAUUUCAAAUUUCAACUGUGUUGAUUUUGGUAGAUGCACUUUAAGUUCUCGUGUCAAUCUGAAUUGACAACUCCUCCUUUCCAAACAACUGGAUAUGGCUGGCUUCAAAUCUGUACUAUUCUGAAAUGAAAUAUACGGUAAUAAUCUCACAAGCUAUCACGGAGGCAUUUGUAUAGAAACAUUAAGUCUUGCAGGGAUUGCCCCACUGUUCCUUUUGGCUGCUGCAUUGGCUCUGGAUAGCAGUUCAACAUAUGACUGACAAGUAAAUGAAUUCUUGGUGGACUCGAGGUUUUUCUCAACUUCCUCUGUACUUUUUUUCCAAAUAAUUUGCACCUUUCUAUUGGUUUGUAUUGUUCGAGUUCAUAACGGUGAUCUUGCAGGGGAUAAAAACAUUGCCGUCCGGUGGGCUUAUGCUUGCCAACAAGAGAUACAAACCUUAAGUUCUGAUGGUUGAUCUGGUGGGUGAGCUUCUUGUUAGCUGUUACGUUUUUCCCCCGAUAAGAUGUUGAAAUGGGUGAAGAGGCAGUUUUCCGUGAGAUAAUCAUGAUAUGAUCGUCAUUUUAUGUCUCUUUGAUUUUAAUUCAUGGAUCCAACUGUUGGAUCUGAACAUUUGAGCAUAAUCACCCCAACCCACUAAAAGGGGGGGAAAUGUGAAGAAAAGAAUAACUGCUGUACAUUCACGAGCUUGGUUUGGAGUAGUGAGCGGCAGAGGUGGCUCUUUCUCUCAAGACGAAAGACUUUGUACCAUGCACAUAACUGUUACUGGUUUGUUUCUCCAGCUUAAGGAAAAAAAGGCAGGAGAGGAAAAGCCAAGAAAAAUCAAAAUCCUUUUUCAUGUUUUUGUGCUUGGAGUUCAUACUUCUCGGAUUUGAAUUCAUGUGGAUUUAGAUUUAAAAAAAAUACAAUAUAAUGUGUGUAAUGCCAGUUGUUGCUGUGGUCCAGCAACAAAUUGUUAGUGCAGAUAGGAAAUUUUAAAUAAUUUUAAGCCUUUCCCAA